AUUGCUUCUUCUCACAUUCCUUAUCUCUCUCUCUCUCACGUAAUCAACUUUCUCUCUCUGUGCUUUAUUUUUAGCCGCUAAAAAAAUGGUUGACCAGAAGAAGUUCGCUCUGUUUCUAGCGACUCCUGAUUCAGAGUUCGUGAAGAAAGCAUACGGAGGGUACCACAACGUGUUCGUGGAGACGUUUGGAGAUGAAGGAGAACACUGGGACUCGUUUAGGGUCGUUGAAGGCGAGUUUCCUGACGAGAAAGAUCUUGACAAGUACGAUGGUUUUGUUAUUAGUGGAAGCUCUCAUGACUCUUUUGAGAAUGAUCCUUGGAUCCUUAAGCUAUGUGAGAUCGUCAAGAAACUUGAUGAGAUGAAGAAGAAAGUUCUUGGCAUCUGCUUCGGUCACCAGAUCAUAGCCAGAGUAAGAGGAGGAACAGUUGGAAGAGCAAGGAAAGGACCAGAGCUAAAACUUGGAAACAUAACCAUCGUUAAGGAUGCGAUCACACCAGGAAGCUACUUCGGAAACGAGAUUCCAGACAGCAUAGCCAUCAUAAAACUACACCAGGACGAAGUUUUGGUGUUGCCUGAAGGUGCCAAAGUACUAGCUUAUUCAGACAAGUACGAGGUGGAGAUGUUCUCCAUAGAGGAUCAUUUAUUCUGUAUUCAAGGACAUCCAGAAUAUAACAAAGAGAUUCUCUUUGAGAUUGUAGAUCGUGUUCUUCGUCUUGGCUUCAUCAAGCAAGAAAUGGCUGAUGCGGCAAAGGCCACGAUGGAUGGUAAAGGAGCUGACAGGAAAUAUUUGGAGACUAUUUGCAAGAACUUUCUCAAAGGCAGAGUUCCAGCUAACUAGUUGUUAUACAUUUGUCUCUCGUUAUAUUGGAACAUUUAUGGAUUUAUGAUCUUGCAUUAUUCCUAUUUAAAGUAUAACCUAUUAAUCUCAAACGUGACAUAUUUAUUUAUGUUUAGUUUGAUUGAAUCGAAUCUUUCAUGUUUUACAUUUCUUGAUCAUUGGCGUAAAGAGAAUUAUCUUCUUGAAC
Messenger RNA from Eruca vesicaria subsp. sativa (arugula), 1025 nucleotides. The record is from the annotation of a GenBank genome assembly. Lineage: Eukaryota; Viridiplantae; Streptophyta; Magnoliopsida; Brassicales; Brassicaceae.